UCUGCGAGUGGCGUGCUGUUCCUCCUGAUGGCCUCUUCCAGGAUGCUGUGCUUGCUGCUCCUUUGUGAAGGUCUGUUUCUGGUGACCGGCUAUGCUCAUGAUGAUGACUGGAUUGACCCCACAGACAUGCUUAAUUAUGAUGCUGCUUCGGGAACAAUGAGGAAACCUCAGGUGAAAUACGACAUAUCUGAAAGAAAAGAUGUCAGUCCUGACUUGUCAAAUGCCGAUGAAUUGUCUAAGUGUUAUCUCAGACUUGAUUCUUUAAUUUUUAAGAUUGAUGAAUGUGAAAAGAAAAAGAGAGAAGACUAUGAAAGUCAAAGCAAUCCUAUUUUUAGGAGAUACUUAAAUAAGAUUUUAAUUGAAGCUGGAAAGCUUGGACUUCCUAAUGAAGACAGUGGUGAUAUGCAUUAUGACGCUGAAAUUAUCCUUACAAGACAAACUUUACUAGAAAUACAGAAGUUUCUCAGUGGAGAGGAGUGGAAAUCAGGAGCCUUGGAUGAUGCGCUCAGUGAUAUUUUGAUAAAUUUUAAGUUUCAUGAUUUUGAAACAUGGAAGUGGCGAUUUGAAGAUUACUUUGGAGUGGAUCCAUAUAAUGUGCUGAUGGUCCUUCUGUGUCUGCUCUGUGUCGUUGUGUUGAUAGCGACUGAGCUCUGGACUUACGUCGGCUGGUACACCCAACUGAGACGCGUCUUCUUCAUCAGUUUGCUCUUCAGUUUUGGAUGGAAUUGGAUAUAUUUAUAUAAGCUAGCUUUUGCCCAGCACCAGGCUGAAGUGGCCAAGUUGGAGCCAUCGAGCAAUGUGUGUGCUGAGAAGAUGGAUUGGAUUGGAAGUCUCUGGGAAAUGUUUAGAAGUUCAGUGACCUUUAAGGAUGACCCGUGCCAAAAAUACCAUGAGCUCUUAAUAGUCAACCCCAUUUGGUUGGUUCCACCUACAAAGGCAUUCGCAGUUACAUUUACCAACUUCGUGACAGAGCCCCUGAAGCACAUUGGGAAAGGAGUGGGCGAAUUUAUUAGAGCGCUCAUGAAGGAGAUUCCGGUGUUACUGCAGAUUCCAGUGCUGAUCAUUAUAGCUUUGGCCCUCCUGGUCUUCUGCUAUGGUGCAGGCCGCUCCGUCGUUACCCUCCGGCAGCUCCGCGGGCCUGAGCGCGACCCCCGGCCCGCCGUGGACUACAGGCCCGAUCCCCAUCGCAGGGGUCCCCCUGGCCGCAUCGAGCAGGGCCCCCCCGAGCCACACCCAUGAGCACGGAGGAGAGAGCGCGCCCCGGGCCUGCGACUUGGCAGACGCCAGCCGUCAGUCGCCCAUGGUGCAUACGAAACCCGAGGACACUGCUGGAAUCCCACGAGGAGACGCGCUGCCGGGGCAGAGCCGGCCUGCUCGCGUUGUCUCACUGGGGCCGGCGGGAGACGCACCUGAUGGGGACGUGGAUGAGGACGAGCCCCGCCCAGGACCGUCGACACCGCCCAGCCGAGGACUGACGCCACCCAGCCGAGGACUGACACCACCCAGCCGAGGACCGACACCACCCAGCCGAGGACUGACGCCACCCAGCCGAGGACUGACACCACCCAGCCAAGGACCGACACCACCCAGCCGAGGACCGACACCACCCAGCCAAGGACCGACACCACCCAGCCAAGGACUGACACCACCCAGCCGAGGACCGACACCACCCAGCCGAGGACUGACACCACCCAGCCGAGGACCGACACCACCCAGCCGAGGACUGACACCACCCAGCCGAGGACUGACACCACCCAGCCAAGGACUGACACCACCCAGCUGCAGACCGACAUGACCCAGCCAAGGACCAAUGUGCCCCAGCUGCAGACCCACAAGCCCCAGCCGGGGACUGAUAUGACCCAGCUGCUGACCGACACGACCCAGCCGAGGACCGAUGCGACCCAGCCGAGGAUUGAGCCCCAGCUGAGGACCGACGCGCCCCAGCCGAGGACCGAUGCGACCCAGCUGAGGAUUGAGCCCCAGCCGAGGACCGAUGCGCCCCAGCUGCAGAGCCACAAGCCCCUGUUGAGGACUGAUGUGACCCUGCCGAGGACCGACGUGACCGAGUUGCAGACCCACAAGCCCUUGCUGAGGACUGACGCACCCCAGCUGCGGACCGGAGCUGAGGGCAGCCCACUGAGCCUGGCAGGAGCUGGGUGUGGGAAGGAGCCAGUCGGCAACCCAUGUGGCUAGAGGAACAGAGGUCCGCCCAGCUCUGAAGCCAUCUUGAAUUCUGGAAAAUGCCAUUUGGGAAUCUACUUUGACAGCUAGCAAGGCAAUAUGCUACUGUUAUUGAAUGAUUAUAGCAAUUCAGGGAAGACUUUAAGCAAACUGAAGAAACAUAUCAAGCCCAGUUUUUUGCCUGAAGAGAGGGAUAAGACUUUAUUGACUAGCCAGUAUUGGUCACUCAAAUUGAAUGCUUAUAUAACAUAGCUAUUUCUAAGAAAAUCAGAAUGGGGUAGACAACUGUUAUAGUUUUUAUGUUAAAUGUUUAUGGGUGUAAUAAACACUUAUUUUUCUGUA
Molecule: messenger RNA, 2523 nt
Organism: Perognathus longimembris pacificus (Pacific pocket mouse)
Lineage: Eukaryota; Metazoa; Chordata; Mammalia; Rodentia; Heteromyidae
Gene: Clcc1
Product: chloride channel CLIC like 1
Exons: 12
Coding region: 28-1239 (403 amino acids)
Cellular component (GO): endoplasmic reticulum; membrane
Molecular function (GO): chloride channel activity
Source: RefSeq, a predicted model, not a curated record